Molecule: messenger RNA, 885 nt
Organism: Symbiodinium natans
Lineage: Eukaryota; Dinophyceae; Suessiales; Symbiodiniaceae
Source: the annotation of a GenBank genome assembly
AUGUGCAGAGCAUUCAUAGCACAGGCGAUGCUUUUGCAACACUCCACCGUGAUGGAACCGUGUCUACGUGGGGAGGUAGCCGAUUUGGCGCUGACAGCCGUCAGGUCCAAAGUCGACUUAGAGACGUUGAAAGGAUAUUUGCAAGCCAUGGCGCCUUCGCAGCACUUCGCCGGGAUGGCUCUGUUGUUACAUGGGGAGAUCCCGAUAUGGGUGGCGACAGCCACUGGCCAUGGAGUGCAGAAGAACCUUCGGAAUGUCAAAGAGCUGGUCGCUGGAUACUAUGCUUUUGCUGCAAUGCUUGAUGACAGGACGGUGAUCACCUGGGGUGAUCUUGACGAGGGAGGUGAUAGCACCUCAGUCCAAGAGCAGCUGAAAGACGUGGAGAAAGUUCACAGCUCAGGUCGCGCCUUUGCUGCUUUGCUAGAAAGCGGAAGAGUUCUUACAUGGGGCAAACCAACAGAAGGUGGUGACUGCAGUCUUGUUCAACGUCAGCUUGAAAAUGUGCAGAAACUUGGCGCUUGCGGCGAAGGGUUUACUGCGGUUCUGGAUGAUGGUUCGGCUGUCGUCUGGGGCAGCCCAUACUUACGUGGCAAGGUAGUCACAAGCAAGGAGAUCAAGGAGCCACUCAAAGAUGUCCGGCAGAUAUGUGGCUCAGGACAAGCUUUCGCUGCCCUACUUGGGGAUGGAACAGUUCGUACCUGGGGUCGUGAAGAUUCGGGUGGUGACAGCAGCCUGGUCGAAGAUGAACUUCACCACGUUGUGGAGUUGCAUGCUGCGCAGUAUGCGUUCUGUGCUCUUUGCAGCGAUGGGCGAGUUAUCACAUGGGGCGAUCCAACGGAAGGUGGCGACUGCGAAUAUGUCCAAGAGGAGAUUGACUGCUUGUGA